Zerene cesonia (dogface butterfly) is the source of this 2764-nucleotide messenger RNA. RefSeq lists its product as uncharacterized. NCBI's taxonomy places the organism in Eukaryota, Metazoa, Arthropoda, Insecta, Lepidoptera, Pieridae. The transcript has 4 exons. The record is from RefSeq and is a predicted model, not a curated record. The coding region runs from base 136 to 1179 and encodes 347 amino acids.
GGGGGGAGCGUCGACUAGCGGCCACAGUCGAAUCGCGUCCGUCGUGCUGAGCGGUCGUGCUGUGUAUUGCAGAACCGGCCCGAAUGCCGGGAAACCUGUCGGCGGGAUGGCGGGCCACGGUGUAAGAGCUGCGCUAUGUUGAAACAUGCGACGCGGCCGCCGGCGGCUAACGAUGCCGAACACCGCUAUCAGAACAUGCCGCGGCGGCCGCACCACCACAUACCCCUGAACGUUUCCACCCUGGACUCUUCCAAGCACUCUGUUGGAGGCACCUCCGCCAGCGUUAGCCCGGGCGCGCAGCCGACAGCGGCACCUAUUCCAGUAGUGUCCCCUAUACCCGUUGCCUCUCCGCCGAAACUUGCCAACGGCAACGCGACUGGUGCGCCAACAACUAGACAACCGAGAAGUCGCAGCAACAGAGCAGCCACAGAAGAAGCGCUAACCUCUCUAGCGCUGCUGUGUCUGAUCAGCUUGCUGCUCGCGUUGCUGGCUCUGCUGUUCUUGCUGAAAAUAUCGGCGCCCGCGACGACUGCGCCAGAGGAAUUCGCCGUAGUGUACGAAGUGACAUUGGCUCUGUGUGCUUUGACAUUAUCGUUGAACCUAUGCUGUCUCUUGGUGUGUGCUAUACAGUUCCUGUUCGCGGUGAAGCUGGUGCAUUCCCAGUCAGCGCCGAACGGCCGAACAAACAAGUACCUGCAGAAGUCGGCCAUUACAAGAAUAUGCGCCGUUGGAGGCUUUUUUAUAUCAAUACCCGUGUUUUUAACAGGUAUAAUCCUGUACACGUUCAUCCAAUUCCAUUCUACGCCAGCAAUAGUAACCUCGGUGUUUAUUGGCGUCGGCAUAAUCUUCUGCGGUUGCGCGAUGGUCCACAAUGUGUUUGUAUGGCAGAAGGAGAAAACAAACUUGGUGAAAGCGUUCCGAGCGCAAGAAGUUACGAUGAAUACAUCGAACGGUGUGAUCAUGAAUGGCCAUUUGAAUAACACGGGAGCCGGCAAUGUAAGCUUCCAUAGCAUGACUGCGCCGUACACACAUCCCAUUACGCUGUUGCAACAGGGAGGCCCCUAUAUUAUAAGACCACCAACAAGCACGCCGCCUGGUGAGGGGGCAGCUACCCCCGGCGUACCGGCCGCUACCAUCGACCUCAGCCACGAUACUCACGAACUAAGCACCCUCGUCUAAACCCAGGGUUAAAUGAACCCUGGACUGGUGAUAAAGAAAAAUAGACUAUAGUCCAUACAUGCGUUUAUACUCAUUUGAGAUAACCGUUUCUUAAAUAUAUCCUGGAUUUAAAUCAGUGUACGUAAUACUGUCUUAAUCCAGGGUGUUUUAUAUGGAAAACCUUAUAUCAGUCAUUCAAACACUUUUUAUGGAAGCGCUUUUGAAUCGUUUACGACUGAAAAGAUAUAGUGGUCUAUCGAAAAAAAUUGUAACGCGGCGCGCUGAGCAAUAUUGGCUUAUCGAAAACGAGUCUUCAGAAAGUAAAAGACGAUGGGGACGAAAUACUGAAUAAUGCUCGGAGUACGUAGUAUAUUUGACGGAUCACAGUACGAAAUACCUACUUAAUUAAUUAAGAAUGUGUAAAGGGAAAAUCAUCCUGAAAUUCUAAAAACCUUUUAUUUCUAACAAUAUUGAUCGAAAUUUGAAUGCUGACGCGUCUCAGAAGUAAAUUGUUUACGAAGAAAAACGAAAUUUUGAACGAAUUAAACUAUUAAAUUUUCCGUUUUCUGGAUAUAGUUUUGGAAGUCGUUGGUUGUAUUAAAUUAACCCUUCCAAGUUUUCGAUUGUUGAUCAGUAACUUUAUCAACAAGUUGUGAACUUCAAAAUAUGCUAUCAAGCCCAAAUAACAGUUUUUGAUUUAUUUUCAUACAUUAAUUGUCAUUUUAACUGUCAGUUAUUCUAGUGCUUUAUUUAGCAUCCAGGCAUGAAACAGGUCACCUAUCGUAAUGAGCAUUUAAACAAAACUAAACAUCACAAUGGUUUUAAACGGUUCCACCUUAAUAAUAGUAAGUUAUUGUUAAUUGUAAUAUAACUGUAAAUAUUGUUUUAUUAAUAAAUAAUAUUAUGAUUAGUUUCGCCAUUUCUAACUUAAUGAAUAUAGUAGGUAUUUAUUAAUAGUAACUUAGUUUAUGCCUUAUAUAAAGAUUUUUGUAGUGAUAUGCCUUUUUGUUAGAAAAGGCGUCUUAUUUUUGAGUGCUUUAUAAUCUAAAUAUCAUAGACUAUGGAAUAUAGUUAAAAUAUUAAUAUUACGAAAAAAAGAAUCAAAUCAUCCUAAAAUUACUUUUACAAUAUCUCAAUACUUUUGAAAAAAAUCUAAUAACUACUAUAUGAAAAUGCCUAAAUUAUUAUUAACCAAUCAAUUAGUCCAUGGAUGUCUAUGGUUUUAGAUUAUAUAUGCUUUAAAAAUGCCAUUUAAAAACGUCACAACCUGUUUUCUGAGAAAUAUCAAUAAUUACAUAGCAAAAAUUAUUUGAUACCAAUGGUAAUAUAUGAAAAUGUUAUAAUAUUUAACUUCCAUGUUUAAAUCACUAACUUGUUAUUAAAGCAAUGACUGUCAAUAUUGCGAAUAUAAAAUUAUGUUUAAAAUAAUGUUCUAAUAUAAAUAAUAACACGUGUUUAAACCCACCAAUUGGUAAAAAAACGACAUUCUGUAUCCAUACUGUAUAUUUGUACAUAGUGAUAAAACACAAAUCUGGAGGCAUAAUUAAUUUAUUUAACAGGUUUUUAAUGUUAGUUAAGACACUUAAUAAAAGUGAAUUUUUAAAAA